Molecule: messenger RNA, 935 nt
Organism: Cynoglossus semilaevis (tongue sole)
Lineage: Eukaryota; Metazoa; Chordata; Actinopteri; Pleuronectiformes; Cynoglossidae
Product: transcription factor IIIB 50 kDa subunit-like
Exons: 1
Source: RefSeq, a predicted model, not a curated record
AGGUAUAAAAUUAGUUCCCUUCACGUUCCUGAAGAACUGGCAGAGAACCCAGCGGAGCUGACCAAACGAGCCGUGUCUCUGGUGGAGCUGGCGGCAGAUUCCUGGAUUGUGACUGGCCGCAGACCCGUCCCCAUUAUGAUGGCAGCCGUCUAUCUGUCCUGGCAGUCCCUGAGACCCACAAAGCUGCGGCUCAAAAGCACUCUGGACAAAUUCUGUCAGAUGGCCAAGGUGAGUAAGCAGACGCCUGCCAUGAAGAGGAUCGCUGAGAUGAAGGCCAUGCUGUGCAAGCUGGCCAACGAGAUUCCGUGGCUCACUGGAGCGGUGACGGCGAGUAACGUGGUGGUCCACCUGGAGGACAUCCUCAAGCACCGGUCCUUCUUACUCAGCCGAGCGUUGAGAGCCAACGAGGAGGCUCUGCUCAAGGAUUCUCAAAAGAUUUACGAAGAAUUCCUAAGCGAGGACGUCGCCUCUUCACAAACCUGCGAACCGCAAACGUUAACUUCACCGUCUUUGGACGAGAGUGAAGCGAAUGAUAAAAGAGCUGCGGAGUCGAACUGGGGGAAGAGGUUACUCUUCGCUCCCCCUUGUGUGAUGAACGCGAAGCGGAGGAGAACGCAGCGGCCGGAGGUCGAGGACGUGACUGGUGACGAAGAAAUCUCCGACACUGAAAUUGACUCUUACCUCCGCACUCCACAGGAAGUCAAAGACUUUGCUAGAACACAGAAGAUGCUGUCUGACUCUGGAAGUAAAACCUCGUAGGAAUGAAUAUGAAUAUACUACAGUACUACUACUACUGUACUGCAGUACUACUACUGCUACUGCACGGCUGAUCUUCAUUCUGUUAUGAUUUUUGUUAAAAGUACGUUAUUUGUUUCUUUUUGUAAAACUGUGUUCUGAAUGUGUUUGUUUCCUUUUAAUAAAGUGAAUCUGUUUGG